GAAACCCAGAAAUUUUCAUGAAAUCUUCGUCACCGAUCUUUAUUGUUUUCUCUCCAAAUCAACUAAUGAGAUGAGAUGUUUUUGCAGCGUUCUACGAUUUUCUGUCAUCCAUGUCUAAAAUGAGAUCGCCUUCCGAUCGCAAGCCCCCGCUCGCUGAACUUCCGAGUAAGCUUCGUCCUCCCAGCAGGAUCUUGCGCUCCAGUGUUCGCUCCACCAAAGCCCCAUUAGCUUCUGCGACGAAAUCCCAGAUGGUAAGUCGCUCGUGGGAUAUGGAAGAAUCGUACAUGCGAUCUGAAGAUCAGUCCAUUUCGUGCGAGUUAAGGGCCUUGGCAAAUAUGGUUGAACACGAAUUCGGGAACCAAGAAGCAGGUAGUACUGUCUGUCCUAAUCCAAGUAUUUUAUUCGAGAGGGGGAGAUUCUAUGACGAGUAUUCUGCUAGAAGGAAUGAGAGGCUUAAGAGGAAGAAGUUUGGUGAAACAGAGGAGAUUUCUAGGAGUAGUGUUUGUGGUCUUGGUGUUGUCGUUGAAUCUGGGAAAAGGAGGGAUUCAAAGAAAUACGAGAAGUUGAGGAAAUCGGUCCCUGCAAACUUCUCGAUUGGGGGAAUCGAUACUCCUAGAUAUUCUCUGCGGAGCAGCACUAAGGCCGCCAAGGAGAACAAGAAGCCCAACAUACCCAUAAACGCCAAGAGGCCUGCGGGUGAUGGAGAUCGUAAAGUAGUUGAAGUCCGCAGGGUUCGAAAAAGCUGAAAGCUGCAGAUGGUUUGCCAUCUUAUUCUGGAGUUUUGGAGAUUUGCUUUCGAAAGGAAUGCUUGAUGACAACACUGUUCAUCUUGUUUUGGGUUUUUCUUAUGGAGGCGAUAUAUGAUUGUGCUUCUUAGGGAAUUUUUCCUUAGUUUUCUGAA
Molecule: messenger RNA, 901 nt
Organism: Telopea speciosissima
Lineage: Eukaryota; Viridiplantae; Streptophyta; Magnoliopsida; Proteales; Proteaceae
Exons: 3
Coding region: 111-746 (211 amino acids)
Source: RefSeq, a predicted model, not a curated record